Molecule: messenger RNA, 859 nt
Organism: Syzygium oleosum
Lineage: Eukaryota; Viridiplantae; Streptophyta; Magnoliopsida; Myrtales; Myrtaceae
Product: cell wall / vacuolar inhibitor of fructosidase 1-like
Exons: 1
Coding region: 244-807 (187 amino acids)
Biological process (GO): negative regulation of catalytic activity
Molecular function (GO): enzyme inhibitor activity
Source: RefSeq, a predicted model, not a curated record
UUUGAAAGGAGCAGCAAAAAAGCAAGACACGUGGACCGCAGGAGCUGGGAAACAGACAAAGCAAAGGAAAGAAGUGACUGACCCGUGAAUCCCAACACCCCAUGAGUGAGUGGGGAACCCGUCCAUUUCCACACGCUAAGCUCCAAAGCUCGACCACCGUAUUUCAACACGCUCCCUCCCUCUCCGGGAACGCCAACCACCACUUCGUACCUCCGAAUCCUCGCAUGUCUGCUGCCCCACAACAUGAAAGCUCUCGUCCGCUCUCUCCUCCUCGCCCUCCUCCUCCUCGCUCUCCUCCUCGCCACCUCGCCGCCGCCGGCGCAGUCCUUCGAGUUCCCGGCCCAGAACAUCGCCGACCUCAUCGAGCAGACGUGCAGGCUCACGCCCUUCUACGACCUGUGCCUCUCCUCCCUCAGGUCCGACCCACAGAGCGGCGCCGCCGACGUCCGGGGGCUCGCCCGCAUAAUGGCGGGCUCUGUCCUGGCGGGCGCGAGCCGCACGCUGGACAGCAUCCAGGAGCUGCUGAGCCGGGCGCCCGACCCGGAGUCGGAGCAGCCGCUGGCCUACUGCGCGGAGCUGUACAUCCCGGUGGUGAAGUACAGCUUGCCGCAGGCGAUCGACGCGCUCGACAAGGGCCAGCUCGGGUUCGCGGAGUACGGGCUGUCGGACGCGGGCAAGGAGGCGGAGGAGUGCGAGAAGAACUUUUCCGGCCAUGGCGGGUCGCCGGUGACGGAAGGGAAUGAGCUGGUGCGGGACCUGGUGGGCGUGGCGCUGGCGAUCAUCAAGAUUUUGCAGAAGACUUUCUAGCUCUCUUCUAUAAUUGAUAGGGUGAAUAUAAAUAAAUUGCACAUUUUCCGGA